AUGCGGUCUCUCGCUUUGUCAUUGCUCUUUUGCUGGGCCUUAAUUCCCGCUGUCCUCGCUCAGGACAACAAGCCAGGUGCCCCAGUUCAUGCCGGCCAGCCUUCCAACUGUAUCGCCUGGCAUACCGUCGAGAAUGGCGAUGACUGCGAGUCUGUUCCUAAGAAGUACUACAUCACCAAAGAUGAGUUCCUAGCUUGGAACUCAGCAGUCUCAAAAGAUUGUUUGACCAACUUCUGGCUGAAAUACGCCUAUUGUGUCAGAAUUGAUGGUACUUCAGCUAUCUACACGUCUGCUAAAUCGACAAAGACGAGCAAGACUACUGUCACAACGAAGUCGAACAAUCCAAUCUCCUCAACUUCAAAGAUCGCAUCGACGAGAGACAUCUCAUCAACCAUAAGCACAUCAGGCAAGCCAGCAUUGGGAACUACUUCUGAGUCUGUCGUCACUACCUCAGCCAAUACGACGUACUCUAUUCGCAAUCCCCUUUCAACGUGGAACAUCACUACUCCUACCACCGAUGUCAACUGGCCUCCCAAAGCCACUCAGUCUGGGCAGCCCAAGGACUGUAACAAGUGGCAUCUUGUCCGAGGCCGCCAAAGCUGCCAAGAUGUUCUCAAUAUCCACAGUUCCUUCAUGAAAAAGGAAGACUUCUUCAAAUGGAACCCUGAAGUCCAUGAGGACUGCUCGGGCCUCUUUGUUGGCUACUGGUAUUGCGUCGGAGUCAAGUCCAACGCUACAGACAAUCUCGAAUGGGAAACAUCUACGCCACCCUUUACUCCUCCUUCUGAACCAACCGCUUAUACGCCCACGAAACUCACGCCCGCAAACUCUGACUUUACACCAACUCCAUCUCAUGGUCCUGUGCCAACAGACUGCAUCCACUAUCAUCAGGCGGAGGCAAACGAGAGCUGUCGCGAUAUUCUCAAGACGUACAGCUACCUAUCAAAAGACCAAUUCUUUAAGUACAAUCCAGUGUUGAAGAACAACUGUGACGGUCUUUGGAAAGAUAAUUGGUACUGUGUUGGCGUCAAGAGUGAGCUCCUCAUGCCCCCAACUGUUACUACAACCCCCAGUGAUGUUCCCAGUGGCAGUCCCAAGGACUGUAAAGCAUGGUACUACACUACCGGUGGAGAAACAUGUGAUCAGUUGGCCAACAUGUUUGGGACAUUUAGUGCCAGUGAGUUUAUCUCGAUGAACCCAGCGGUCUUUGACGACUGUAGCGAUAUUGAAGAUAAUACCUGGUACUGUGUCGCUGGCCCCGAUACUCCGACGACCAGAACCGCAGACUUGACAGCGCCUACUCGGCCGGCAACAGCUAUGCCAACUCAGUCAGGCGUAGCAUCUGACUGCAAGGAAUACUGGCUGGUUUCUAAGAAAGAUACUUGCAAGUCCAUUCGACGAGCUAACAGUAUCUCACUCGAGAAGCUCUUUGCUUGGAACCCAGCUUUGGGCAGUAAAUGUAGUGGGUUGAAGCCUGAUUCUUAUGUUUGUGUAAACGCGGAAGUCAGCCCAAGUACUGGCAGUGGAGAGGGUGUGUAUGUCAUCGCCUCCCACCACCUCGGUUCAAGAUUACUAUACAUCGAAGGAACUGAGGUCCUUUACAGCACAAACAUUAUUCACAUAUCGAGCAAGCCUCUUCUUACCAACUUAAGCACAUUGAUUCCUUCGCGAAGCCUAUCGAUGAUAACCUCACUUGAGAUUGUGCUAUGGCUUGACACUCGUGAGCAUCAAGGAAAAGCAUUUCCGAACCAACAACAAUUGGAAAAAGAUCUACUCAUCCUAGAUACACACUUUCCUCAUCUCCUGAGCCUUCAUCUUGGGUUACGACUUGACCUCCCUAUCAUAGAAGAUACUGGGGCGAAGAUCAAGAGAAGACCUGCAAAUCUCUCAAAUAUGCUCCGAUCAAUAGACACGUUUGUCAAACGACGAAUCUGCCUACAAAGAUUUCGAGAAUGAGGUUCGAGACAACGAUCGAUAUUAUGUUAGGAAGAGUGGUGUCCAAGUUUGGCGCCCCUUGUCGCCUAAGCCAUUUGUGUUGGACGACGAAGGCGAGUUAAGCAAUGCAACAGCAGAG
Fusarium redolens is the source of this 2074-nucleotide messenger RNA. RefSeq lists its product as uncharacterized. The coding region runs from base 1 to 1956 and encodes 651 amino acids. Lineage: Eukaryota; Fungi; Ascomycota; Sordariomycetes; Hypocreales; Nectriaceae. The transcript has 5 exons. The record is from RefSeq and is a predicted model, not a curated record.